This is a messenger RNA of Anisakis simplex (herring worm), 609 nucleotides long. Lineage: Eukaryota; Metazoa; Nematoda; Chromadorea; Rhabditida; Anisakidae. The record is from the annotation of a GenBank genome assembly.
UAUGGCGGUGAUCUAGAUUAUGUGAAGCUGGAUAGGUCGAAGAUUCCAACACCACCAUAUUUUGUGCACGAACAAAACGAGCCAGUAAUUUAUUUCACGCUCGAAUCAACGCAGGCCUCUAACGGGCAAAACCUAGACUACCUGAAAGAGCGAACACUCAGAUGUAAAGCUGAAGGCAAUCCUUCACCCAUUUAUAAAUGGAAAAAGAAUGGUAAACCAUUCAAUUUGAAUAUGUACUCGAAUCGAGUCGCACAAGUACCAGGAGAGGGUUCGUUCGUAUUUUCAAAAUUAACAGCCGCCGACGAGGGUCUUUAUCAGUGCGAAGCAACCAAUGAUAACGGAACGGCUGUAUCGGAAAAAAUUCGACUCCAGCAAACUUGGAUACGAUAUUUUCCACAAGCUGAACCAGAAGUGGUUCGGGUGGAGCUUGGUGACGCGUACCAACGUAAUUGCACUCCACCGGAAUCGAAUCCAGCUGCACGAGUAUAUUGGAUAUUCAAAGGUGAUGAAGAGGGCUCGUUUGAUUCUAUCAACAGUUCACAUAUUUCAACCAAUGAAUUGGCUAGUUUUUUGAAAAAUUUCUUAUGUUUACACUUUAUGUCUACUUAG